This is a messenger RNA of Saprolegnia parasitica CBS 223.65, 3366 nucleotides long. RefSeq lists its product as hypothetical. Gene Ontology annotation, cellular component: myosin complex; vesicle; cytoplasm. Gene Ontology annotation, biological process: actin filament organization; vesicle transport along actin filament. The record is from RefSeq and is a predicted model, not a curated record. Bases 1 to 3366 code for a protein of 1121 amino acids. Gene Ontology annotation, molecular function: ATP binding; actin filament binding; microfilament motor activity. The transcript has 11 exons. Lineage: Eukaryota; Oomycota; Saprolegniomycetes; Saprolegniales; Saprolegniaceae.
AUGGAAGGUGCCAAGGUAUAUGGUGCCAAGGUAUAUGUCCCUGACGCCAAGGCAGUCUGGGCGCCGGCGACGGUCAUGCGCGUCGAAGAUGGCGGCAAGCGGCUGCUGGUGCGCAUCCUCGAUGAAGCCACCAUGACGAGCGCCGACAAGUGGAUCGACCUGCGCGACGAGGGCAUGCCCGAAGCCCUCCCGCUGCAGAACACCCACGAGACGAAGGAUGGCUCGACGAUGCAGCGCGACGUGGGCGUCGAAGACAUGUGCUCGCUCAACCAUUUGCACGAGGCCGCGAUCCAGUGCCCGUACACGUACACGGGCAGCAUCGUCGUCGCCAUCAACCCAUAUGCGUGGCUCAACCUCUACUCGAAGGAGACGCAGCGGCUGUACGCUGGCGACCGGUCGGGCCUCCCGCCGCACGUUUACGCGACGAGCGCCGCGGCGUUCGAAUCGAUGGCCCUCUACGACCGCCCGCAGAGUAUCCUCGUCAGCGGCGAGUCGGGUGCUGGCAAGACCGAGACCGUCAAGAUCAUGAUGGAGCACAUUGCGAGUCUGAGCACCGACCCCAACAUGAGCAUCAUCGACAAGGUCCUCAAGUCCAACCCGCUCCUCGAAGCCUUUGGCAACGCCAAGACCGUUCGGAACGACAACUCGAGUCGGUUUGGCAAGUUUACGCAGCUGCAGUUUGACGCGGACCAGCGCAUGGUCGGCGCCAAGUGCAGGCACUACCUCCUCGAGAAGUCCCGCGUCAUCUAUCAAGCCGCGUCCGAGCGUAAUUACCACAUCUUUUACCAGCUCAAGGCGUCAAAGGAGCCCGAGUGGGCGCUCUCGGAGACGACGUUUACCUACCUUCGCGACGACGCGCCGCCGCUGCUUCUAGACGGCGAGACAGACGCCGCACGGUACCAGACGACCCGAGAUGCGCUCUCCACGAUCGGCGUCUCGGUCGACGAGCAAAUGGCGCUCCUGAAUGCGCUCGCCGGCAUCCUGCACCUGGGGCAAGUGGCGUUUGCGUCCAAGGCCGAGAACGCCGAAGAGUGCGCGCCGAUCACGGCGUCGCCGCAUUGGGCGCACGCGUGCCGCCUCCUUGGGUUCCAAGCCGACCCGACGGCCCUCGGCAGCGCGCUCUGCAGCCGGACCGUCAAGGCGCGCAUGGAGGUGUACGUCGUCCCGUUGACGAUCGACCAAGCGACGGCGAACCGCGAUGCGCUCGCGAAAGAAGUGUACGCGCGCCUCUUCAAGCACCUCGUCCAGCGCGUCAACGAGAGCAUCUCGAACGACGACGCGACGGUCGGGCACAUGGAUCUGCUCGAUAUCUUUGGCUUUGAAGCGUUCGAGACCAACCGGUUUGAACAGUUUUGUAUCAACUUUGCCAACGAAAAGCUGCAGCAAAAGUUUACGCACGACGUCUUCAAGAGCGUCCAGGACGAGUACACGCGCGAAGGCCUCGGGUGGACGUACGUGAGCUUCCGCGACAACCAAGACAUGCUCGACAUGCUCGAAGCGCCUCUUGGCGUCAUCUCGCUGCUCAACGAAGAGUGCAUUCGACCCAUGGGCAACGACCUCGCGUUCUGCUCCAAAGUGCUCUCGAGUCACGACGCCAACCCACGUUUGGACAAGCAGCGCGCGCGGUUGAGUUCGGCACACUUUGCCUUGCGGCACUAUGCAGGCACGGUCAUGUACAACGUGGAAGCGUUCGUCGACACAAACAAGGACGCGCUCUCGUCCGACGUCGUUGCGCUCCUUGGCGCGAGUGGCAAUCGCAUCCUCACGAGUGUCUUUGAGCCGUCGCCGAGCAAGAAACCGAGUGGCCUUGGCGGCCGUCGCAUGUCGACUGCGUCGUUUAUGGGCGAGACGGUCAUUUCCAAGUUCAAGGCGCAGCUCACGGGCCUCAUGGCCGACAUUAGCGAUACGCAGACGCACUACAUUCGGUGCAUCAAGCCCAACAGUGCGAAAUCGAGCACGCUCUUUGAUGUGCAUGGCGUCAUUGAGCAGCUGCGCUGCGCCGGCGUCGUCGAAGCCAUUCGCAUUUCGCGCGCGGCCUUUCCCAACAAAAUGUCGCACGAGCGCUUUCUCCAGCGCUUCUUUGUCAUGUGGAAGGACGACGCGCCGCCGAAAUCCGGGGCCACCGUCGCGACUGCGUGCGUCACGGUCGCGUCGGGCCUCUUGAACGCGCCCGAAUCCAAAGACACGUUUGUCAUGGGCUCGCACCACAUGUACUUUGCCGCCAACGUUCUCGAAGACCUCGAGCACCGUCGCAUCCUCUUUGUGCAAGACCGCGCGAUCGCGAUCCAGCGCGUCUUCAAAGGGUACCGCGUGCGCAAGAUGUUCACGCGCGUGCGAUCGGCCAUUGUCCGCCUGCAGGCCAACUUUCGCUGUCACCAGCGCCACCGCCGGUUCCAGCUCCACAAGCUGUACACGAGCGCGGUCGUCUUGCAGCGCAACUGGCGAACGUACAAGGCCCAGAAAGCGUACCUGCGUCUCCGCGCGGCCGUUCUCGCGAUCCAAGGCCAAAUCAAACAACGCGCGCUGGAUGCUAAGCGCAAGCUCGAGGCGGACGAGCUCGCGAAGCAGCAGAGCAUCGAGCACGAACUGCACGUGCUGCAACUGCGCUUGGACGAAGAAAAGGCCAUGCGAGCGCAAAUGGAAGCGGCCAACUCGACGCUCCAGCAGCAGCUCCAAGACGAGCAACGACCGUCGUCGCUCGCACGUGGCAGCGCCGACGACCUCUCGCUUUUGGACGACUCGGGCCGCAUGCUCGCGACGCUGCAAAUGCAAGUGACCAAGUGGCGUGACCUCCACGCGUCGGCGUCCCAUGAGCUCGAGGGGCUUCGCUCGGAAAACAAGCGCAUCAAGGAAGCGUACACGGCGGCUGGCGCGUCAUUUGCAGCGCUUAACCAGCACAACAAGCAGCAAUCGAAAGCGAAUCUGCGACUCAUGAGCACGCACGCAGCGCUCAUCAAGAGCCAAGAAGAGAAGAUGAAGAAGUACAUCAAGCAAGUCCACGACCUCAAGGAAGAGGUCCGGCUCUCAAAAGCUUCGACGCUCCACGACGAGAGCACGCAAGAUCAUGUGCUCCACGUGCUUCGAGACGCCCGCGUAUCGCCCGAUGUCCUUGCCAAAGUCCGCGCUUGCUUCGACGGCAGCGCGCCACCCAUGACAACGACGCACGAGUUGGAGAUGGACGACCGGCACUCGGACGCGUAUUCGAUCGGCGAAGGCUCGACGGCGACGACGGCGGCGACCAACUGGGCCCACCCGCAGGCCAAGAUGCGCCAGUCGAGCGCAAGCUCCAUGUACUACGACGACGAGAAGCAGCGCAAGUCCAAGAUUGGCGGCAUGUUCAAAAAGAUGUUCAAGAAAGACGAGUAG